UUGACCGUUGCGCGAGUGCAACGUUAGGCAGUAUUAAAAAUAAAACGUUCCCCUUUCGAACGCAUUCACGAUCGCGCCUUAUUUUGUUUUUUUUUUACUUUUUCUUUUCGGCCAGUAUUCUGGUAAUUUUAAUUAUUAUUAUUUUCUUUUGUGAUAAUAAACCGGCUUUCUUGAUUGUGCCAGUGAUACAAAAGUAAAAGGAGGUGAAACUCUUGCGAUUUCGAUAAAAUGGCCGCCAACUAGCAAGUAAUCUUCACACAAUGGCGGCGCGUCCGGCCGCGGUGGUUGUGGAACGGGCGUGCAAGCACUAUGGGCGCCCAGACAAGCCGGACUACAAACCUGUACUCGCACAUUUAAACAUGACUGUUGAAAGGGGGAUCAUAUAUGGACUCCUCGGACCUUCGGGAUGCGGUAAAACAACCCUACUGUCUUGCAUAGUCGGGAGAAGAUCACUGGACAGCGGCAACGUGUGGGUGUUGGGAGGCAGGCCAGGGGAGAAAGGGAGCGGAGUUCCUGGCCCGAGGGUAGGAUACAUGCCACAGGACAUAGCACUUGUAGGCGAGUUCACAGUGAGGGACGCGUUAUAUUACUUCGGUAGGAUAUACGGAAUGAAGAGUGGGAGACUCAAGGAGAGGUUCGACUUCCUCUCUUCUCUUCUGGAGCUGCCGAGUGAAGGGCGACUGGUCAAGUCGUUAUCUGGCGGCCAGCAGAGGAGGGUAUCCUUGGCAGCUGCGCUGGUACACGAGCCUGAGCUGCUGAUCUUAGACGAACCAACCGUUGGCCUGGACCCUGUGCUCAGAGAACGGAUUUGGGAGUUUCUGUCCGUACUGGCGCGAGGCGGCACAACGGUCAUCAUCACUACACAUUAUAUUGAUGAAACGAAACAAGCACACAAGAUUGGUCUUCUGCGAGACGGGCAGUUGUUGGCUGAGGAUUCUCCAGAAGAACUGCUGCGGAAGUUUGACUGCGACACCCUGGAGGACGCCUUCCUGAAGUUGGCGCUGCGCCAACACCAACUGCCGAGGCGGAGGUCCACUCUGACAGCGUCCCCAGACGUGAUAGCAGACACGGUGUCCACCGACGAGUGUUUCCAAUCCAGAGAAGAUUUCAACGUUGUCACGAGUAGUACUGAUGUACUGACUGCAAAGGAGAAAUCAAAAGACUGUCGCGGUAGAUCCAAGGGAAGAUAUAAAGCGGUAUUUAUCAAGAGUAUACAACAGUUCUCCAGGCAUCCUGGGGGCCUGGUGUUCUCCGUGCUGUUCCCGAUCAUCCAGAUAGUGGCGUUCUUCUCGGCGGUGGGGCACGACCCGCGCGGGCUGCAGCUCGCGGUCGUUAACGAGGAGGCGGCUUCCUCACCACUGGGUCUGGACAUUUGCAAGAAUAGCAGCCUGCAACCCAUCACCAGGAUAGAGGAAGAUGAUAGUUGCGAACAAUACAUGCUCAGUUGCUGGUUUCUAGAAGAGAUGGAGAAGAAAGGACUGUAUCAGAUUCCGUACAACACCUCAGAGGAAGCUAAGCAUGCCGUGACUUCCGGGCGUUUUUACGGCGCGUUAAGAUUCCACACAAACUUCAGUUCCUCCCUCGCCGCGAGACUUCGGGAAGGAGACAUCCCCGACGAUGUUCUGGAGCAGAGCAACGUCAACGUGUGGCUCGACCAUAGCAAUCACCAAAUCAGAAAUUUCAUAAAGAGUCAACUAUACAAGAUUUAUAGUGCCUUCACAAAAAGAUCCAUGAAAGCUUGUGGGCGACACGAAGAUCUGGCUCAGAUGCCAGUACGCUUCGAAGAGCCAAUCUAUGGGAAAAUGGAGGCGCAGAUGAUGUGGUUCAUGGCACCAGGGAUUAUGAUCACGAUAAUCUUCUUCUUGCCUGCGGUGGUGACUUCCACACUUAUGAUCGGUGACCGCCUCGAAGGUGUGUGGGAAAGAAGUGCCGUAGCAGGAGUCAAGCCGAAAGAAAUGCUCAACGUACACAUAGCGCUGCAAGCUGCGGUAAUAUUGUUGCAGACGGCGGAAAUGAUGGCCCUCGCAUUCGCUGGGUACGGACUGCCCUCGAAGGGGUCACUGGCCGCGUGCGCCCUGCUGCUGUUCCUGCAAGGCUUGUGCGGGAUGUGCUACGGUUUCCUACUGUCCAUAUACUGCUCUAGUUACACGAUGUCUUUCUUCGUCGUCACUGGCAGCUUCUACCCGAUGAUCUUGCUCUGCGGCAUCCUCUGGCCUCUAGAAGGAAUGUCAGCAGGGCUUCGCAUCGUCGCCCUAACCCUUCCCUUCACGUUACCAUCAAAAUCUCUCCGAGACAUCAUGGAGCGAGGGGCCACCAUCGCCGACCCGUCAGUCUACCACGGGUUCCUAGUCACUCUGGCGUGGACUGUUGUCACUCUAGCGUUAUGUUUCUUAAGGCUCAAAUUCAAGAAGACUUAACUUUUACACCGAUAUUAAAAUAAUUGCCAUGGCAAUACACCGCCGAACUUAAUAACCGCGGAACAAAGUUUGACUUGUGUACCUCUACCUUAAGUAUUUUUCCUAUUUGUCUUUAUUGUGUAAACAAUUUUCACACAACUCUUAAUUGCCCAUUUCUUUUUAAAAUACAAUUAAGUAAUUUCAAAUUUUAAUUACCGAAGAAGGUGGCAUGGUACCCUUUAGAAUAAGGAAAUAUUAAAAACGAAAUCCUAAACUCCUAAAUGUAACAUUAUUACUAUCAAUUUACAUUUUGUAUAUUUAGCGCAGUCUAUAGUAAGGGAAACUUUAUUGUUAUUAUCAUAUUUUUCGGGUAGCUUGUAUAUAGCGAUAUAGAUUUAAUACAUGUGUAUAGUUUUUACUUUUUGCAAUUUAAUCAAACGCACACAUAUCAACAAAAUUUACAGCAUGACUUUUUAUAAAAAAAUAAACUUUAUACCGAAAAAAGGGUCGAUUUAAGAUUCAAGUUAUAACAGAUUUUUGAUGAUAAGAAUUGUCUAAACCUAUAUGUCUUUAUUGACAGUAUAUUACUGUUAGUACAUUGGACUUAUAAAGAAUUCUUGUAAUGAAAAAUUAGAAAUAAUACUUUGACUACAUUAAUAUUAUUGUCAUGGACGCAUUUAGCUAUAUUUUUAGUAUUUUUAAGUAUACCUUCGUUUACAUUUUACAGUUUGCAAACUCCAACAACAAAUUUGUUAUCGUUAUUAUCCAGAAAGUUUGUGUGUUGUUAACUAACCAAAUUAAUUAAGAAGAUAUUGCCGUAAUAUAAAGCCUUGUGAUACAAAUUAUGUGAUUUGUAUGGGUAUUUAUGAAUAAAAAGGUUUUUUUUAUUAGG
This is a messenger RNA of Chilo suppressalis (striped riceborer), 3288 nucleotides long. Lineage: Eukaryota; Metazoa; Arthropoda; Insecta; Lepidoptera; Crambidae. The record is from the annotation of a GenBank genome assembly.